AUGAAGGAUAAUAAAAUUUUUAAGAAUAAUAUAUUUAUAUAUAAUGAUAAAGUUAAAGAAUUAUUGUAUGAGUUAAUUUUUAUAACUAAUAACAUAUCGUUAUAUAGAAAGAAAUAUAUUAAAUACAUAAGAAGAAAGAUUGAUGGUGAUAAAUAUAAAUGUAAUAAUAAUAAUAAUGAUGAUGAUAAUUAUGCAUUUUUUUUUUUUAAAAAUCAUAAUUAUAAUAACGAAUUUUUAAUAAAAAAAUAUGUAAAUUUUAAAGAAGGGAAAUAUAGAUAUAUUUCAAAUGAGAAGUAUAAAAAGGAAUAUAAUUCUUCAUUUGAUAUGCUUGAAUAUUAUGAUAAAUUUAUAAAUAGAUUAUUAUAUUUAUGUAAUAAUGAUACUGAUAUAUAUAUAGAAUUUUUAUAUGUUUUAUUAAUAAACAGUCAACUAUAUAAUCGUUUUCUUUUUUUAUGUACAUACAUAUAUGGGGAUAAAAAAGAUCCCUUUCUUUAUUUAAUAUAUAAUCAUUUUUUAAUACUUGUAGAAUAUUAUUAUUAUUAUAAAAAUUCACGUUAUUUCGAUGAUAUAUAUAACAACUUGAAGAAUACAUAUGAGAACAUACAAACGAGUGAUAACAAUAAAAAACAUUACAAUGAAAUGAAAAAUAAAAAUGGGAAUCAUAAUAAAGGAAAUGACAAUUAUUUUUUUUGUAACAGGGUUUUAGAGACAAGUGGAGUAUCACCCAUACAAAAUUUUAAAAAUAAAGAUACAGAUGCUUACAAAACAGAAAGAGUAAAAUUUCUUUACAACUUCUCAAAGAAAAGAAAUGAAAAUUUUUUUACCAUCAAUGAAUCUAACUCUACUAGUGACUACAGCAGUGAAUCAUUCUCUGAAUAUGAAGAACUAAACAAUAAAGAAAAUGAGCAAUCUGUAUUUUUUAAUAAAGAAGAAAAUGUUUAUUAUGUAGAUGAAGAUAAAAAUGGUAAUAAUAUGUUGAAUGGUAAUAACUUGUUGAAUGGUAAUACAUUGUUGAAUGAUAAUAUAUUGUAUGAUCAAAAUAUAGAAAAAAAGAAAAAAGGAAAAGACACAAAAAAUAUUUUUAAUAAAUUUCUUUUUAAUUUAUCAGAAAGUCAAAAUAGCCUUCGAAAUUUAUAUCAAAAUUUUUAUUCAAAAAAUAAAAAUAGAUUAUACGAUUCACAAUUAAUAGAUAACAAAAAAAAAAAUUCAUUACAAAAUAGAUGUUUCUUUUUUUCAAAUGCAAAUAAUUUUAAUAUUAAACAAUAUUAUCAAUUAAAACAUAUAUUUUCCAUAUUUAAAAAAUUAAAAAUCGAACAUUUAUAUAUAUUAUUAUAUUUUUCUUUGUCUAUAUUAUCUACAUUAUUUCAUAUAUAUUUGUCUAGAGUUAUGAUUAAUAAAAAAAACCCUUUUUUUAUCAGUACGUAUCUAUUUUAUUUAUCAAAAAAGGUUAAGAAUAAAAUUUUUAACAAUUUAUAUAAAUAUAUACAACAUAAUAAAAAAGAGGAUACAAAUAAGUUUGUGUUUCAAAGUGAUGAUAUAAAGAAAAAAAAAAAAAAAAAAAAAAUAAUAAACAAUAAUAAUAAUAAUAAUAAUAAUUGUGAUGUACAUGAAAAAGUUAUAAUUGAUGAUGAUAUAUCCAUAAAUUAUUUAAUAAACAAAUACAAACACAAUGAUGAUAAUCAACUUAUUAAUUUAUGUCAUAAAAAUAAAUAUGAUACAACUAAAGAUAGUGUAUCAUUGUUAAAUGUAUUAACAAGUCAGGAUUCCUUACAAAAUCUAAACAAUAUGGAUGUUACUCAUAUUAUUAAUAAAUUUAUAAAAGAAAAACAAAACGAUAAAGAUAAUAUUGAUUCAUUUAAUAAUGAUAUAAAAAUGUUACAUACACUUCAAUUAAAGGAUAAUUUUAAAAAAUUGAACUUUCAAAUAAUUAACAGAAAACAUGAAAAUAAUAUAUUAGAAGAAUGUAAUGGGGUACUAUCAAAUGUGAUAAAUAAUGAAGAAUAUAAUAAUAUAUUGGACAAAAAAACAGACGAAAAAGGAGACAUAAAUGAAAAAAGAGAAACAAAAAAUCUAUAUAAUCAUUAUGAUGAUAAUGGUCAUGAUAUAGAUAUGUCAGCACAAAAAAAUGAUUGUAAUGACAAAAAUAGUGAAGAAUAUAAAAAAGAUGAUAAAUCAAUAAACAAACCUUUUAAUAUGUCUCAGGAAUCUAUGAAUAAUGAUACAUUUUAUAAAUUCAUAAAAUAUCAUCUACAAAUGAAAUAUAUCUAUUUUUAUUAUAAAAAUAUAGAAAAAGAGAAAUUAUUAAAUUAUGUAGGAUUUGAGAAUCUAAUAAAAAGCCUCAGUAUAAUAUGCAAUGAACAUUUCUUUGCUUUUUAUAUGAAUAAAAUAAAUAUGAAAAAUAUAUAUGAAGAAAAUGAUAAUAUAUUAAAUGAAGCACAUAAUGUUAAUAAUUAUACUAUAAAAACAAAAAUGGAAACAAAUAAACAAGAUGAAGAAAACAAUCAAAAUGAAUAUCAUGAUGAAGAAAAUAAUAUUGACACACUACAUUUAAAUAGUAUAUAUAAAGAACCAACAUUAAUCAAUAAUGAAUAUAUUAAAAAAAAAAUUAAAAGAAAUAAAUUAUAUACAUACAAAUUAUUCAAUAAUCAAAUAGAAACAUUAUUAAAUUCAAAAGAAUUAAUGGAGUAUAUAAAAAAACAAAAAGAGACAAAGAACAAAAAAAAUAAAAGUCAAUUAGAAAAUGAUGAUUUUCUUUAUAUACAAACACAAAAUGAUAAUAAUAUUAUAAAUAAUAAUGAUCAACAUAUAUAUAAUGAUAUAUUUAAAUUUAUACAAAAUAAAUAUUAUCAUAAUAAAAAUGAUGAUAUUCUACAUUCAAAUUGUAGUUCAUAUGAAAAUAGUGAUUCAAGUGAUAAUUUAACAUUAUAUAAUUAUAAUAAAAAUUAUUAUAAUCAAAAUAAUAUAAUACUUGAUUCUUUUCUUUUUUUUAUAAUUAAUAUAUUUUAUACCUUCUUACAUUUUCAUAAUGUAUACUUUUCUUCACCAUAUUUAAAUCUAUUCUUAUCCUUUUCAAUUAAGCUAAUUUAUAAAUAUAAAAAUAUUCUACAAUGUCAAUCAAAUAUUAAAGAUAAGGACAUCUCCCUCGAUCCACCCAUGUUAAGUCCUACAAAAAGAGAAGAUGAAGCUAACACAAAUUAUGGUUUACGCCAUCAAAAUAACCAUUCGUCAAAUAAACCAUAUAGCCAAAUCAAACCUUUAGGAAGAAAAAAAAAUAUUCAAAAUAUAUGCACACUUUAUAAUAAUAGUAAGAAUUAUAUACAUAAUGCUUGCUCGUCUAAAGAAAUUAUAAAUAUCAAUGAUGAGCCUAUUAAUGUACCAAAUAUUAUAGAACUCAUUGUAAAAAAACAAAAAUUUAUAAAGAAAAAACAAAAGAAAAAUUAUUCGUGUAUAGGAAAUGAUAUAUUUUUAAAAGAUAAAACAAAAGAUUUUUUACCUAACACAUUUGACAUAAUCCUCAACUCUUUUUUUGAUUUAUGUAUAUCUAUAUGUAGUAUGGAUUUUAAAUAUAUAUCUCAAAAAAAACAAAAAUUAAAUAUGUCCUAUUUUUGUAAUAAUAUAAUUUUUUAUCACCAUAUAAUAAAUAAAUCUUAUAAUGACAAAGAUUUAGAUCUAUUCAAUAGAAAUAAUUAUAAUGAUUCAUUGGAAUCCAAAAUGAAAAAAAAAAAAAAAAAAAAAAAAAAUCCAACCAAUACUACAAAUAACAACAAUAAUGAUAUAAAUGACAUGAUAGGAAUGUAUAAAACAAAUGAAUUAUCAAGUAACAGUUCGAAUAUAUUAAAUGAGAAUAAUUUGAAUAAGAUCAAAUCAAAAGAAAAAAAAAAAGAAAGUAACAAUAAAAAUGAAAAUAGUAAUAAUUCAUUUGAUUGUAUAGUAAAUAAUAAUGAUGCUGAUUAUAAUGAUAAUUAUAAUGAUAAUAAUAGUUAUAAUAAUAGUUAUAAUAAUAGUUGUAAUAAUAGUUAUAAUAAUAGUUAUAGUAGUAGUUUUUCGAUUUGUAGUGAUGAAAGUUUAAACUUCUUAAAAUAUAUGAAAAAAAAAAGAACAAAUAGAAUUUAUAUAGAUGAAAAUAAUAUAAUAAAUAUGCUUAUUAACAUUGGAUGUAUUUUUAUGAAUAAUAUAAAAUAUAAUGCAGCUAUUACCUUGAACCAUAUAUAUAAAAUUAAUCAAUAUAAUCUUUUAAGUGAUAGACAAAAAUUUUACAAUUAUAUACAGAAAUCAUUUUAUAAUAAUAAAAAUAUAACAUUUCCAUAUAUAUAUAAUCAAUAUUUUAUAUCGUUCUUCUUUUUUUUUAAAAUACAUUAUCUUUUCUUUUUAAUAAAGUAUAAAUGUGAGAAUGAAAUUUUUCUUAAGGCUUAUUGGUUUCUCCAUGCAGUAUAUAAUAUAACUCAAAAUUGA
Molecule: messenger RNA, 4452 nt
Organism: Plasmodium adleri (nom. inval.)
Lineage: Eukaryota; Apicomplexa; Aconoidasida; Haemosporida; Plasmodiidae
Product: conserved Plasmodium protein, unknown function
Exons: 4
Coding region: 1-4452 (1483 amino acids)
Source: RefSeq, a predicted model, not a curated record